AUGCGUCUUACUGCUGCUAUUGUUGUGCUCGCCGCCGGUGCCAUCGCUAGAGCUCAACUAUCUAAUAUCCCCCAAUGCUCUCUUACCUGUUUUACUUCGACCCUUGGCGGGGACGGCUGCUCUGAGCUUACGGAUUUCGCGUGCCAUUGCCAAAAGCCUGGCCUCGCAGCGGAGAUUGUGCCCUGCAUCAAUAAAGCCUGUGAUAUCACGGACCGACGAGCCGUAUCCAGUGUCGUUGAAUCCUUGUGUUCCGGUGUUGGCCAUCCGGUCUCUAUCCCCGCGGUGGACACAUCGAUUCCCACAACGACUGCCAUAGGAGCUAUCCCAACCUCAGCGAGGAGCUCCAAUUCUACCACGGUCAGUGGUUUCGGGUCAAGCUCCAAGACUUCGUCCACGAUCAACACAGCUUCGCCUCAGAGCACCUCCCAGUUCAACGGUGCCUCCGGUAUUGCACCCGGGGCUGUUCAGAUGAUUGGUAGUGCUAUCCUGUUAGCCAGCAUGAUCUUUUUUGUUUGA
Penicillium canescens is the source of this 516-nucleotide messenger RNA. Its product is annotated as CFEM domain-containing protein. The transcript is spliced from 3 exons. NCBI's taxonomy places the organism in Eukaryota, Fungi, Ascomycota, Eurotiomycetes, Eurotiales, Aspergillaceae. The record is from RefSeq and is a predicted model, not a curated record. Bases 1 to 516 code for a protein of 171 amino acids.